Messenger RNA from Bipolaris maydis ATCC 48331, 1122 nucleotides. Its product is annotated as WD40-repeat-containing domain protein. Gene Ontology annotation, biological process: protein localization to phagophore assembly site; autophagy of mitochondrion; protein lipidation. The record is from RefSeq and is a predicted model, not a curated record. Gene Ontology annotation, cellular component: cytosol; phagophore assembly site membrane; extrinsic component of membrane. Gene Ontology annotation, molecular function: protein binding; phosphatidylinositol-3,5-bisphosphate binding; phosphatidylinositol-3-phosphate binding. NCBI's taxonomy places the organism in Eukaryota, Fungi, Ascomycota, Dothideomycetes, Pleosporales, Pleosporaceae.
AUGAAUACCAGACCUAUCCUCGACUCGGACACAGGCCCAUUCGUUCUCUCGGCCUCGUUCAAUGCAGACUGCUCUCACUUCUCGGUCGCUCUUGAGACGGGAUUCCGCGUCUUCUCGUCAACAACAUGUGAGGAAAGGAUAGCCAGAGAGGUCGGUGGCGGCAUCGGCUGCGCAGAGAUGCUCGGCAACAAGAGCUACAUUGCCCUGGUCGGAGGAGGGAAGCAGCCCAAGUAUCCCCAAAACAAGGUUCAAAUAUGGAACGACAAAACAGAGCGUUUUACCACGUCGGUCGAGUUCAAGACGCCUAUCCAGCGCGUGCGCCUGUCGCAGACGCACAUGGUCGUUGCGCUGCUGAAUUCGGUAUGCAUAUAUAAGAUGAAAGUACCUCCAGUUAAGACGGCCGAGUAUGAGACGGUCAACAAUCCAUUUGGGCUGUUGGAGCUAGGCUCGAAUAUUGUUGCGUUCCCCGGUAGAGCCGCUGGACAAGUCAAGAUUUACGAUCUGAACACGGGCAACGUCAGCAUCAUCCCCGCACACGAAAGCCCACUACGCGCAAUCGGCAUAAGCAGAAGUUGCGAUCUCAUAGCAACCGCCAGUGAACAGGGUACCAUCAUACGUCUCUGGUCAUUCCCAUCCUGCACCAAAAUAGCAGAACUUCGCCGAGGCGUCGAUCCCGCUGCCGUAUUUUCUCUUGCGUUCUCUCCGGACGGCUCGACGCUCGCUGUAACCUCAGACAAAUCUACACUGCACAUCUAUGAUCUCAAGACAGCAACUGCCACAGCGCAAGCCGAUCCAGCACAGCACAAGUACGGGAUCCUAUCUAAGAUCCCACUUCUACCCCGGCAGUUCUCCGACACGUAUCCCACGGCCACGGCCAAGUUCGAAAUGGGAGAUGAGCCUACCUCUUGGGGCCCACACGGCAAAUCUGCUACCCUGAGUGCGGGCAUUCCCGGUGUGCCCGGUGGUAGGCCUACAAAAGGAUUGAUUGGUUGGCUAGAUGACCAGACUAUACUAGUUCUUGGCGCUGGGCAAGACGCUCGGUGGGAGCGCUUUGUCAUGGGGGUUGACGAUAAAGGGAAGAAAUGUCUUGUUGCAAAUGGCUGGAGACGCUACAUCGACUAG